This is a messenger RNA of Physcomitrium patens, 1053 nucleotides long. The record is from RefSeq and is a predicted model, not a curated record. Lineage: Eukaryota; Viridiplantae; Streptophyta; Bryopsida; Funariales; Funariaceae.
AUGAAUGGAGCGGAUGUAAAUCUGUCUGGCCUUGUUUUGCAUGUGAUGUUUCGCGUCAUCUGUUUGAUGAUCGAUACAGAAGAUCAGUUGGAAACUAUUGGUGAUUAUAAGGUUGCUGUAGAAGGGUCUUCGGCUCCUUCUCAGCAAUCAGCUCCUGCUGCUGUUCCUUCUCCGACCCCUGCUCCGCAUUCUACUGCUUCGAAGCCCUCUACGGCUCUUCCUCAUCAGCCUGAUGGUGGUUUUCAGUGUUACUGCCUUCUUGGAUAUUUCUUUUUUUACCGUUGUAUCACAAAAGAUCUGCAAGUCGCGAUUUGUGCCUUGGUGCUAACCUUUGUGUUUAAAUGCGCCGCAAAGCAUUCUUUACCACGCAGGUUUAUGAAAGGAGAAAUUUCAAGAGGAAGAGUUUUUGUUGAAGAUGUUGAAUACAGAGAUAUACACAUACUUAAAUCUGCAAGGUUCGCCAGACAUGAUUCUUAUGAGGAUGUUGUGAAGUUCACAGAUUCUUACGAAGUUUUUUCCUCCAUUGAGUUGUGGGAGGAAAUAAAUAGAAACCUUGAAGCCAACGAAAAGCAGGAUGCUCCUGUCAAGAAGGUUUCAUUGAACGAUUUCGUGAUCAAAUUAAGCUUAAUUACUAGCUCGUCACUUUCGCAAUCAAGUAACAUCUUGGAAUUACGGAGCAGAUUUCCAAUGAAUCUGGACAUGCACGCCGCAGCAUUGGCAUCAAAGAAGGAAGCACAGGAGAACAGUUCUUGGACUGGAGAAAUAAGAGAUAUCACUGUGGAUAACUGUUUUGCAGUUCAGAAUGAACAUGGGCUUAUAGUUCCUAUGAUAUGGUGUUGGCUAAAAACUAAUCAAGCUCAGGCUUGCAUCGUCGCUGAGGGCACCACUUUAAAACGGGUGUGUCCCGGAGUAGACUUGGGAGAUUUUGAGCUAGGCACUAUUAUGACUUUCACCCUCAGCUGUGAUCAUCGUGCUAUUGAUGGUGCAGUGGGAGCACAAUGGCUUGGUGCAUUCAAAGGCUUUGUUCAGGAUCCAGUUACUCUAAUGCUUUGA